AUGUCAUCAAAGUUCAAAAAAAAUUGGGAUAUCGGACCUAGACAAAUGCGCAGAAAAAUUGAAACUUUACGAAAAACUUUGCAUUCAAAUCGUACCGUACAAGACGCUUCUAUUGCCAGCACAUCUAGAGAAUUACAUGCCAUAGACUUGUCGCAAAGUAAUGGGCGACCUGUCGAAAAUGCUGCUAGAAGCAUUGGUGACGGCGUAUCAAGCGAGUUAUCUGAAAGCGGAUCAAACUUUGAUCAUCAGGAGCAGUCUGAUCUCGAAGUCGGUCCAGAUCCCCCUUCAAGUGAAGAUGGAACAGAUUCUAGAGAAAACGAAACAGAUAGCGACGAAAACGAAAGAGAUGACGUAGACAAUGAAGGCGAAGAAGAUCCUAAUGAAAACAUUGAAAUUGUUGAUGUCAUUCCUGAGGCUCCCCCAGAUCUGAGAUAUAAUUGUAUUAGAUCAUUAAAGAACGCAUUCUUGACCGCCAAUAUGUCCCAUGCACAGCAAAAAGUAAUAUUGAGAACCUUGCGCAGUGAGCCGUUUGGUUUAUUACACGUCCCAAAAGAUCCCAGGACAAUAAUGGCUACUCCUUCUACAGUAGUUCGCAAUCUUAUCCAAAAUGUUUCUGGAGGAAAGUAUGUACAUUUUGGUUUUGAAAACCUUGUAAUAGAAAAAUUACGUCUGCUGUCACCAUUAAAAAUUCCACAAUUAAUUUACAUUGAUUUUAGUACUGAUGGGGGUCAAGUUUUUAAAAGUGGUAGUCUUCAGUUUUGGCCUAUUCAAUUUAGACUGUUUAAUGUUUUUCCGAAACGACCACUGUUUGCCGGUGUUUUCGUCAGUGAUACUAAACCAUCGGAUCCCUUUGAAUUUUUCGACCAAUUUGUCGCUGAAAUUACAACGGUUACUGAAAACGGUGGAAUCAAUUUUCAGAAUAGACUAAUACCUGUUCAUAUUCGAUGCUUUAUUGCCGACGCUCCCGCGCGAGCCUUUGCGUUAAAUCAUUUUGGUCAUAUGUCCUGUGAUGCUUGUUCCAAAUGUUCGGUUGAGGGCAAUGGACACUUAGGUCCUACCGUAUUUCUUGGCGUUGAACAUAACCCUAGAACCGAUGAAAAUUACCGAAAUCUCGUUUACGAUGGUCAUCAAAAAGGUUCUAGUCCAUUAUCUGCAAUCAUGGGCCUAGUAACUCAAGUGCCAUUCGAGUGCAUGCACUUGAUUUAUUUGGGAGUAACAAAAAAAAUAUUAUCUGCGAUUUUGGAGGGCAAAUACGCUCAUACUCGAUUAAACGCGAGAAAAAUAAAUAUUCUUAAUGCCAGAAUGCAAAUAAUAAGAGACUAUUGUUCGUCUGACUUCGGACGACGCCCAGCUCCCCUUUCAAAAUAUAGCCGUUUUAAAGCGACAGAGUUUAGACAGUUUUUACUCUACACAGCUUGUGCUGUUUUACAGAACGUGAUUUCGGAUGAAUGUUACCGGCAUUUCAUGCUUCUGAGUUGUGUCACUAGAUUACUCAGCUUUGUUGAGAUUGAAGAAGAACAUUUCGUAUUCUGUGAAAAUGCUUUAAAAUCUUUUGUACAAAUGGCGAAAAUAUUGUAUGGGGAACAAUUUCUUUCAUACAACAUACAUGGCUUAUUACAUGUUGUUGAAGAUGUAAGAAAGUUUGGAAGAAUAGAGUCAUACAGUGCAUUUUGCUUUGAAAAUAACAUGCGAGAAAUAACUAAAAAUAUAAGGAAACCAGAAAAAGUUUUGGAGCAAUACUAUAAAAGGGUUAAAGAGCCAAUGGAAGAAAUGAAUAGAAAAAAACUAAAGCGAAUGAUGCCAUCGACAUCAAGAGGUCGAGUUCCCCUUAAAAAUCCAAAGUACAUUGAUUCUUCUGAAUCUGAUUCUCGCAGCAUAUGUCCCAGUAAGAAAGGCCUUCUCGAAGAAUGGUCCACAUUGCGGAUUUUGGCAGAGACAAAAAAGUCUUCAAACAAAAAUAUUUUACAAAAAAAGGCCAUAAAUGAAAAGAAAGAAAAGGCUAUACUUGAGUUUGAUUUUGAUUCCAACAAAUAUAUACCUGAAACUGAAGAGACUGACCAAGAAAAUGACGUGCUGCAGAAAGUAUGGGAGUUAUUGCAAGACAGCAAUGAAAGAAUAAGGAACAUCGAAAAACGAGUUACUAAUAAUGAGAACUGUCUUCGGGAAAUAAACGAAAAAAUGUUGGCAUUGGAAGAAAAAAUAGACCAUUCAAAACCAUCACAAUUGGUCACAGUAGCAGUUGAAGGUUUCCCAUUAAAAACGAUUGAAGAGUUUGAAGAAAUGGAGAAACCAGAAAACGAUUCAAAAAGAUCAGAAAUGGCUUCGCGGUUGGCUGUAAUUGGGGCAGAAAAGCUACGAAACUUUGCAUACCUCAUGGUAGAAGAGUGCAUGGCUGAUGAGCUAGUUGAAAAAUUUAGUUGGUGUGGCAAUAGGGGCAAUAAAAUGCUAUUUAAGACACAAUUGUGUGCCAUGUUCCUGGAUGCUGCCCAGGAAUGUAACCGAUUUAGUGGCCCAGCGAAUUACGCUGAGCUAAAACUUCACAUCGACGAAGUUUUUAGAUCCAUAAAACAAAGAAUAAAAAAGACCAAAGAAGAGGAAAUAAUAAUUGAAGUAAGAGAUCAAACGGUAGAAGAUGAGGUAGAAUAUGAGGUAGAAGAUGAGGUAGAAGAUGAGUUAGAAGAUGAGGUAGAAGAUGAGGUAGAAUCUUGCAAUAAUGAAGGCUCUUACGUCUUAAAUUUUUUGAGGAAAUAUAAAAGCGGUUUCCGCUUUCCGGACUUGCAAGAUAUUUCGACUGUUUCCAGAGAAGAUAUAGUUUCGAAAAUACCGAAGCAGCACCAGAUGCAGCACCAGGAACUUCAAGGAUGAUCAGUGGAAUAA
This is a messenger RNA of Brassicogethes aeneus, 2877 nucleotides long. NCBI's taxonomy places the organism in Eukaryota, Metazoa, Arthropoda, Insecta, Coleoptera, Nitidulidae. The record is from the annotation of a GenBank genome assembly.